UCAUGUAUUUACAAAUAUGUUUCUAGUAAAUAGCAAGUGAAGUGGGACUCUUAAAUGUGAGACGAGUGUAGCCAUAUGAUGGAACCUGACACCUUUGCGCAGAGCGCGGAGAUCAGGUUAGUAACAAGCAUCGCAACAGAACAUCUCCCAAUCGCAUUCCGCAUACUGAAAUCUAAUCCGAGGACAUCAGGAUGUGUGACAUAAUCCCCAAGACAUCUGAAAACUGCGCUCCUCCGAACGGGGCUCCAGGGGUGUUUGGAGAGAUAUGUGGACCUCCGUUACUCACUGUUUGCUCUUGCAGGGGUAUAUGAAAGAGGGGCGGUCACCAAAUGCCCCAAACGUCAGAGCGCACUUAACUAUAAAUCUCCCCAAACUGCCUUCUGCGCCCGGUGCGGUGUUAUGCGCAGACAUCUGUCCUGCUUCAGACCAGUGUGAUGACUACGCGUUUGGAAACUCUUCGAGCUACAUAGACACUUUCUGACGUGGAGAAAAUGGAGAAUAAAUACCCCGGUCUGUGUUGUUUACCAUGUCAAGAUACUGUCAGAUGUUGGCGAUUAUGAACAUUUAACCAGUUCUGGAUAUAACGGCGCUUUAACAGUUUUAUCAAGGGGCAGACACGAGCUUCUUGCACUCUGGGAAACAGAUAUUGUGCGCCUUUUUUGCGCCUCGCGUAUGCGCGGGAGCCGCUGAUGUCUUUAUUUGACUCCUUUCAGUCGGAGAUGGUGGAACUCGCUCGGAUUUCCAAGGUGGAAACGUAGCAUCCAAUUAAUCAGCGACUGCAACUGUACCCCGUGCGGCGCAGUGACACUUGGUCCGCUCUCACCAACACCUACCUUUGGACUCCAAAGUGUGGAAAGAGGCAUGGUUUGCUUGGUGCGCUGGGUCGGAGUAAGAAAAACACACCUGGUGCAGUAGGCUAUUUCAGCUUUUAUUCUAUCAGGACACAAGCCGAAUUUUAACUCGUUUUUAAGGACAUUUUCGGAUCGUGGCUGUUAAGCGGACUGUGCUUGGAACGCUAAAUGAGUCGCGUUUUGGAUUUUAACACGAACAGCCAAGUGAGUUUCAGGUCUGCAUGGGCCAUAUUUGAGCUUUCUUCAUAGGAACUGAGUCUAAGAUGAAGUUAUGGGAUGUUUUGGCCACGUGUUUGUUGCUCCUGAGCUCUGUUGCUACAAGGCCUCUCUACCAAAACACUCAACCAGCCAAGAGGACUUAUUUCCCCAGCAGCUACAGUGAUUCUGUGUCCCUGUCUGUGGAGGACGAAGAGCCGCCAGUGUUCCAGCGUGAAGACCACAACCUGCAGGAGAUCUCUAUGGAGGGUCAAUAUGACAUCACGGGUCCCUAUCCAGAGCAGUUUGAUGAUGUAAUGGAUUUUAUUGAAGCUACCAUUGGCAGACUCCGAAGAUCGUCGGAGCCCAGCGGGGAAUCCAGGGGACGGAGGGAGCAAAGACAGAGGGGAGCAGCAAACACAGGAGGUGCGAGAGGUGAGAGGAGAGGACAUGGCGACAGGAGGCGGGGUCGGGGGCGAGGUGGAAGCCGAGGCGGGAAAGGAGGGCGAGGCGAGAAGGGGAGGGAGGGGAUAUCGGUGCAGACUCGAGGCUGCUUGCUUAAGGAGGUCCAUCUUAAUGUGACGGACUUGGGGCUGGGCUACCAGACUAAAGAGGAGCUGAUCUUCCGGUACUGCAGCGGCCCUUGCGUAGAGGCGGAGACCAACUAUGACAAGAUCCUCAACAACCUCACACACAACAAGAAGCUGGACAAGGACACGCCCUCUCGCACCUGCUGUCGACCAAUCGCUUUCGAUGAUGACUUAUCUUUCUUGGACGACAAUGUGGUGUAUCACACGCUGAAGAAGCAUUCUGCCAGGAAGUGUGGCUGUGUCUGAGGAAGUCACAUGGAUGUGACAAAAUGACCAGCAUCAGUGAACUAAGGAUCACCUUUACAAGCUGGUGCUGCAAAGAGAGGGAUCACUUUUGGAAAUGGGCAUACAAGGUCGAAGAGGGAGUGUAUUGUCUCUUUUUUUCUGUAGGGGUCAAAGGAGACACAGGUGAGUAUAUAAAAGUCACCUGAAAGACAAUGGAACAGCCGUUAAAGAAGCAAACUGUACAUUUAACUUACAGUCCACACUCAGUCCUUCAGAACCCCUGACCAGUAUUUGACGGUUCAUGCAGACACGUGCAGAAAUGUGUAGAGGCGUGUACCAAUUUUCCGGAAGAGACAACACUUUUACACUACACAGGAUUUGCUAACUGUGCUGUCUAAAAAGGUGAGAGUGAAGAAAACAUCUGACUAAGUUGGCUUGUUUUCCUAGAAGAAUUCAUUUUUUCCAUAGCUGGCUCCUAACACUCCAAAUGAACGUGGGAGAUUUAAGGAGUAUAUUCAGCUGCAGUCUAAAUCACUUCAACUGCAUAGUCUGGAUGAUGACACAUACAUUCAGAGCCAAGAGAUGAUAAAUACCACACCGGAGUUAAGCAAAGACUUUUGGUGCAACACAUCUACAUAAAAUCCAUAUAUACAUACAUAUAUAUAUAUAUAUAUAUACACACGUGUGUGUAAGAGGUAUAUUUAUUAAGAUGGAAUUAACUUAUUGUUAUUUAUUUCAGUCCAUUUUAUGAAAGAAAUUGUUUUUCUUAUUUAUUUAAAAGCUUUGUUUGUCCUGGAUGGUGCCAAAGUGGAGCAUUUUUCUCAAGCAAAAUCUAAAAAGGUGAUCCAGAACUGCUAAACACUCAUCCACACAUGCAAUUUUUACAUUGCUUAUUUGCGUCAAUUUGAUUCCAGGGUUCCUUAAUUCAUGAGUCCAGAACAUCAUUGUUAGCUAUCAAGUUAUGGGAGGGUGGGAAGAGACACAGAGGGGACCAAUAAAAGAUUCUAGAUUUAAUUGAUCUGUUGUUUUGGAGUUGGGGGGGGUUCACCUCAUUUUCCCUACUGUGACCACGCUACAGAGGGACUUUUGUUGCCCUUUCCUCAGAACACCAGGGUAUAGGCUCCUGAUCAAACGAACACAUCAUAUAUACAUACAUACAUACAUACUGUAUUGUUUACAAGAAGACAAAUGACUCUUUGCUGCUGUUUAUUUUCAAGGCAAUUUUCAAAUGAAUCAUCUAGAAAAGAUUUGUCACUCCAAACAGGAGCUGUCGCAUCUUUUAAUUGAAUUCUGAAAACAACACGAGGAUUGUGGUCUCUCUGAGGAUCUGUAGGUGCCUUUGAGGAUCCAUACUUUUGAGUCACAGAGUACAGAAGCUGCUAGAUUGCCUGCCUAUCAACGUCCGUUACCCAAAACCUCACUCUGGCCUUGCACCAAGUCUGAGCAAAGGCUUUGCAGUGGUUACUGUCCGAGUAGGCUUUAAAGUUCACAGGACUGCCUGUGUUUCUGUCUCGACUGUGACAGACAGGUCUUACUCCGUGAAAGAGGAUUUGAAAGUGAUCCUCUAACAUGAGUCUUAACCAAAUAUUCCUGUUGGCAAAAGCAUUUUGAUGAAGGCAGUUUAAGGAAGAUCCAGCUACUGUAGCGGCUGUCAUCGUCAGCCGAUGUAAAUAUCUCAAGACUAGACGUUUUGACAAAAGAAUAUGUUUUGGAAUUACAGAGGGAAGACAAUGGGUAGGCUCAGCAUGCUUUCCACAUGCAAUAACUUGCUCAGCCAAGUUUAUUCCCAAACUGUACAGAAAUAUACAUCCAGGAAAACAGGAGGCUCCUUAAAAGCACGUUGCUGUGUCCAUCAAGACCCUGCAAGGGGAUCGUUUAAAGUGGAACAAAGAGAGCCCUCGGGUAGGUCUUGAUGUUAGCACGGAUUAGGGACCAAGGUAUCUGUGCCCACCCAGCAGCAAGCAAGCCAGCUUUACUGUGUAAUCCCCCUGCACACAGAACAAAUCCACUGCAUCAAGCUGAAUUUAGGCCAAACACUACACAGAGACGAAAAAAGCUCUAGCUUUUAUCACAGCAUACCUCAUCAAUUGGAUCAUCUUCCCCUUUAACAACUGAUUUGUGCGUAAGCCUUUCCAGAUGAGAAUGUGCAGUUAGGAGACUUCCCAGAAGCCUCAGAGCGUCCCGCUACUCUUCGAUACCAUACAUUAAAGCGUGUAAACUGUGACCACUAGCCCUCUCAUCUUCGUGGCUGUUUGCUCUACUGUUCUUUGGUGAUUAGUCCUCUGGUUUUGAUGCAAGGGUGAACAAGCAAAAGGUAAAGAUGCGAAGAAAUCCUCAGUGUUUUAAUAUUUGAAGAAAGGAUUGGAUUUGUUAUUGUGUGAACACCUCUGUGGGAAAACCUGUCAUGUCGUCUCACUUGUUUUCGUGUUACAGAACCAAAGCUCUUGGCAAACUUUAUUUUUGUACAAUAUUCAUUUUAUAACUUUUUACAGAAUUAAACUUGUUUCUAUCAAAUGA
Messenger RNA from Micropterus dolomieu (smallmouth bass), 4378 nucleotides. RefSeq names its product glial cell derived neurotrophic factor a (gene gdnfa). Gene Ontology annotation, biological process: peripheral nervous system development; negative regulation of neuron apoptotic process; positive regulation of branching involved in ureteric bud morphogenesis. NCBI's taxonomy places the organism in Eukaryota, Metazoa, Chordata, Actinopteri, Centrarchiformes, Centrarchidae. The transcript has 3 exons. Gene Ontology annotation, molecular function: glial cell-derived neurotrophic factor receptor binding; receptor tyrosine kinase binding; growth factor activity. The coding region runs from base 1115 to 1882 and encodes 255 amino acids. The record is from RefSeq and is a predicted model, not a curated record.